AUGCCCACGAGAUGGCUAUCAAUUCGCAAAAAGAACCUUUCGCUUCACAAUAAUCCGAGCCAUCCGGAUGCAUCAGGGACUACCAAACCACAGGGUUUUGAUUUCGCUUUUAACGACCUGCCAAAGCAAAGUAUUCAACUCAACUCCAGACCGGUGGAGCUGCCGAGACCAAAGACCUCAGGAGGAGUGGGAAAGCGGAAGCUUCGUGUUGAAGUCCCUCAACGACGGCCAACAACUUCCGAGGCUCAAAAAACUUCGACUUCACAAGUAUCCAAUAGUACUGUGAAGAGCCAGGAAAGCUCGAUUGGACUUGCUUUUGGAAGUCCAGGUCACCCUCCCGUUGCAUUCCGAAGUCCGGAAGCGUCUCCCUCUGACGAUCAACCUUCAUCUCGUCACUAUCCACCAGGUGUGGAAAGGGCACUUCAAAUGCAGUCGAAGAGGUGGAAGAAAUUUGGCAUUCUCUUCAAGACACGGCAAGCACUUGUCCGACGUGAUGACAUUUCUCCCGGGCCAACCAUAGGACUUCCAACUGGAUUUGUGGUCCUGGACAAAAGCCCAACCGGUCAAGCGAGCACCUUUGAAUCUCUCAACAAAAGAACGGUACCGGUUUAUCAUGUGGACGAUGAUGCUAUUCCUCCGCCACCUAUCGAGAAAAGCCCAAGGUUCAUGGUCCCUCCAUCAGACAAGACAACUGAGAAGCACGAAGAGGAUAUGCGCUCACGGCCUUCGACUGCUACCGAUGCUGAUUCCCUGAUUGAUACAUAUAUUCGGCCUCCUCUCCCCAAGCUCGAACUCGACAUACCGAUACCCACACCACCUUUUGAUCGAUACAGUGUUAUGUUCAAAAAUGUACCUGCCAAUCGAUCCUCUUCACUAUUAGCCCGCCGAAGCAAGACAUUGGAUAGUCUCAAGUCGUUCGAAGACAGCCGACCGACAACAAAGGGAGGGGAGCAAGACCGAGUUGCCACAAUUGAUUCCAAUGCUGCGGAAAACCUUACACCACUAAUGCCACCGAGAAGGCUGACUACUCCCACGACAAAAUCCCCUGCAGUCAGCAAAUACUCACUAUUCCCAGCUCCAUCACCGGCACCAGUCAAGGUCACUGGGCGAAUACCAUUUUUUGAGUCCAGCAAUAGCAGCAAUUUAGGCCAGUUGAGAAGAUCAGCUACCUCUCCUGCUCGUCUAUCACCAAUGCACGAUCGUUUUUCUAUCAACAGGCCUGAGCCCCUUCAACCGAAGAGAUUCAUCCCUGGAGAAUCAAUAGUGCAGAGCCCUGAGGACAAUACUGCUUCUACGAGCCGUUCAAACCCCUGGAGUACGGACCACUCUGUUCAAUCCUCAAUGUCGUCUAAUACCACUGUAGACGACAUCUUCUUUGAUAUUCGAGCUUUCAGGGACUCAAAAGGGGUUGAAGACGGACAAUUUGUCAUGACGAGGCCGGAUUCGGUGGCUGUAGAAUUGGCUCGCACAAAGUCAAAAUCAAAAAGAUCUGCUCCUGCAAGUCAUCUGCGGCAGGUGGAAGCAUCUUCCCCCGAAACAACCACCGAGCCACCCGUCCAGAUGGCUCCACCACCACCUCCUCCUCCGAAAUCAACCACGACGACUGCACAGACCUCGGCCGUUACAACAAAACAUACAUCUGUGAACACAGCAUACUUUGAUGAAGCAAUUGCUGCUGUUGAGAGAUUAACAUCACCGAGAGUGGUAACACAAGCUGAAACUGAAAAAAUACCUCCAAUAACUUUAUCCGUACCAGUUCCAGCUCUCCCUCAACAAUCCGAGGACAAGACUCAUGCUUGGGUUCAUAACGGGUCGAAUCAUCAUAAAAUGGGAGACCAUCCAUAUUCAAGGCUGGGAAACAAGUCGAGGGAGGAGAUUAGCAGGUUAAUUCCAUCCCCUGUUGCCGAGCUCAAAGAAGAUCUCUCGCCAAAAGCGAUCUCCAAGGCAGCAUCUCCGGUUCCAUCAAGCCGAUCGCAGCUUUCAGAGUCUCAAACCGUACGACAAUUCGCAAAAGUUAUCUCUCCUCGGAUUACACUGGUCAAGCGUGCUGACCGCCCUUACGAUGACUCUCCUACUCUGCCGCAAGGUGGGCCGAUCAUACGUCCAACUCACUACCUUGCAUCUCCUUUAUCACCUGACGAUGACAAACCUCCUCCGGUUCCCGAAAAAGAUGCCAAAUUCAUCCCACUAUCCAAAUUCGCGGCGAAGGGAACAGUUAACGCUAUUGAGAGGACAGGUAUCACUCCACAGACAAGACACCUUCGAUCAAACACAGAUUCGCCUAGUUCGACACCGACCAGUGCCACGGGCAGAAAUAAAGAGCGAUCUGCGACGCUACCAUCUUCAAUCACAAACUCGCCAGCCACAAUGUACCCGCCGAAAUCCUCCCUGCAAGGUCUUGAGAGAACGAUUCCUCCACGACCGAACCCUGUCGCUUUGAACCCGGUUCAGUCGAGCGACGUCGUGGCAGUUGCAGUCGCACGAACGGUAUCCUUGUCACGGAAGCAGAGUGCGCGAGUCAACGUGCCAGGCCCUCGUCUCGCAGCCCGCCGUGCAGGCACACACCCUCAACCAGCACCCACCUCCACCUCAACUCCAGGCAAACAGCCAAAUCCAUCACAGAGCACGUCUCACGGCCGUUCGAAUUCAAAGUCCGGAAUCUUGGGCCACCGACACCGACGGUCAACUUCGCAGUCGCGCUCGCGAGACAAGAUCAAAAUCACGAAACGCGAGGUUCCGCUCGCCGAGUCCAGGGAGAGAGAGAAGGCAAUGAUCAAGGAGGCCAAGAAGUGGGAGAUCCUCGAGAAAAAGAGCUACUCCCCGGUCGUGGUGCAGGCUUCGCGGGGUCACAAACCCGGCGUGAGUGUCGGGAUCGUUGUUGAGACCGCGUGA
This is a messenger RNA of Exophiala bonariae, 2892 nucleotides long. RefSeq lists its product as uncharacterized. NCBI's taxonomy places the organism in Eukaryota, Fungi, Ascomycota, Eurotiomycetes, Chaetothyriales, Herpotrichiellaceae. The transcript has a single exon. Bases 1 to 2892 code for a protein of 963 amino acids. The record is from RefSeq and is a predicted model, not a curated record.